AUGUCGUCGACAACAGAUCCAGAUCCCCAACCGGGCGCGCCAGCCUUCAUCCCGCUCGAGGCCAACCCUCAGCUGAUGACGGACUUGGUGCACAAGCUCGGGCUGUCCCCGGCGCUGCAGCUUCACGACGUCUACUCGCUCACGGAGCCGGAGCUGCUGGCAUUCAUCCCGCGGCCGGCGCUGGCCCUGCUGCUCGUCUUCCCCGUCAGCGCGGCCUACGAGUCUCACCGGAUGGCGGAGGACAGCACGGCGACGGAGUACACCGGUAGCGGCGGUUCCGAGCCGGUGGUCUGGUGGAAGCAGACGAUCCGCAAUGCGUGCGGGUUGAUGGGUCUGCUCCAUGCCGUCUGCAACGGGUCUGCGAGGAACUUUAUCGAGAAGGAUUCGACGCUGGACAAGCUGCUCUCGAAAUCGAUCGACCUGACACCGGCGCAGAGAUCUCGUCUGCUCGAGCAGACGCCCGAGCUGGCGAGCGCGCACCGCGAGGCGGCCUCGGCGGGGGACACGUCUGCCCCGGACGCGCAGGACGACGUGGACCUGCACUACGUGUGCUUCGUCAAGGGAGACGACGGCGCUCUGUGGGAGCUCGACGGUCGCAGGAAGGGACCUAUCCGGCGGGGAGAGCUGUCCGGGGACGACGACGUGCUCAGCGAGGCCGGACUCAAGGUUGGGGCGCUCAAGUUUCUAGAGAGGGAAGGUGGUGAUUUGAGGUUCAGCGCUGUCGCGCUGGCCGGGUCGCUGGACUAG
Molecule: messenger RNA, 747 nt
Organism: Geosmithia morbida
Lineage: Eukaryota; Fungi; Ascomycota; Sordariomycetes; Hypocreales; Bionectriaceae
Product: ubiquitin carboxyl-terminal hydrolase L3
Exons: 2
Coding region: 1-747 (248 amino acids)
Biological process (GO): ubiquitin-dependent protein catabolic process; protein deubiquitination
Cellular component (GO): cytoplasm
Molecular function (GO): cysteine-type deubiquitinase activity
Source: RefSeq, a predicted model, not a curated record